UCAAAUGUAAAAAUGUCUGGGUCUGGAAGAUUGGAACUUGUGAUGCUAACCUUGGACUCUAGAAAAAUCUGUAUUGCAUGACCAGCAAGACGAGGAGUCUACUUUGUGCUACGCGGGGAGGGCAUUUGUCAUGCGGAGUAGCCAUCAGGAAGCCAGCGCAAAAUCUGUGAUGCGCGGUCGUGCAUUACAGACAUCCUGGGUCAUGCAAAACAUGCAUGACAUUUCUCAGAAUCUUCCAGACCCAGACACUUUUACAUUUGA
Molecule: messenger RNA, 261 nt
Organism: Amoebophrya sp. A120
Lineage: Eukaryota; Dinophyceae; Syndiniales; Amoebophryaceae
Source: the annotation of a GenBank genome assembly